Danio rerio (zebrafish) is the source of this 1092-nucleotide messenger RNA. Lineage: Eukaryota; Metazoa; Chordata; Actinopteri; Cypriniformes; Danionidae. The record is from RefSeq and is marked validated.
AACGAGCGUUUCCGGAAAAGGCGGAGUUGAAGCGCACUCAGGCAGAACAACAUCAAGUUGUUUGUUUGGUGUUUUAUCAGGUUAACAGGCAGUAUACAUGCAUUUUUGCGUUUAGAUCACAUUAGGCACGAUUAGAUCGCACAUUAUUAAUUGAUUUUCAGACAUUAGGCAAGCAAAGAGGAUAUUCUCUGGUAGUCAGCUGUUGGUUUGCCAACCAAUUUUCAAUAGAAACCCGGUAAACAUUGUUUCAUUUAUUCGCCUUAAAGUAGUUCCAGUCAAGUACUUAUGAGUUUGAUUUGUCUUUUGAACACAAAAUAAGUGUUUAUUCUUCAAAAGUGGGCUCAAAAGAAGAAAUUCAAAGAGAAAUGGCUUGGUUCCACCAUGCUUUGCAAGGCUCGGGCCAGCCAGAUGCACCCACCGUGGAAGAUGUGUCCCAUACACAGGUCUCUAUGCACACCAUUACCCAGUUAGGAAUGUCUGAUGGACAAGGUUGGUCAACCCUCCCUUCGGUCUCCAUCUCAGACUUUCCCUCUGCCUCAGGAGGAAUUGUCCCCCAGCGACUGGAAGCUCUGUCCUGCACAUCUCUCAGCAUGGGCUCCAGACAAGAUCCUGUGCCGCUGUCUUUUGUGACGCUUCAGGAGCAAAGAUGUGUGCUCAGCUGGUUUUUGGGAUGGAAUGUUGCUCAGAAACAACGCUUUCUGGAAGAUCUGAUCUCAAAGGCUGUACCUGGAAAGGUGUCUAGUUUAUUAGACCAGCUCAACACACUACAGGUGAACGAUCGCCCUCCCAACAUUUUUGAAUGCCAGUUAAGACUGUGGACUCAGUGGUUUGAUUCAUGGAGUGAAGAGGAGAGAAAUGCCUUUUUGAACUGCUUGGAGGAAAAGGACCCGACUUUUGUUGCGUUCUUCUAUAACCAAGUUGCCGGAACGGCAGGCAGAGAUUGAGAGUUUUCAUAAAACAAUUUUUGGUUCUUUGCCUUUUUCACUCUUGUAGGUGAACACGAAAUCAAGUCUUAUGGACAGCUAAAGGCUUUCAGAACAGCAAUGUGACUAUUUCAAGUAUAAUGUAAAACGUUUUUCUAAAAUAAAACCC